Molecule: messenger RNA, 976 nt
Organism: Spizellomyces punctatus DAOM BR117
Lineage: Eukaryota; Fungi; Chytridiomycota; Chytridiomycetes; Spizellomycetales; Spizellomycetaceae
Exons: 1
Coding region: 126-887 (253 amino acids)
Source: RefSeq, a predicted model, not a curated record
CGUAUCCCAUUUUUUCUCGUGCUACGGCAGUCUUUUCUAAUUAGACUGAACAGCCACGAUUUCUUUUUUUUUUUUUGAUUUUUAAAUAAAAGGAACUUGCCGCACUUGACCAUGUUUCCCUUUUCAUGUCAGCAUCGGUGAACAUUGCUGGUGAGCCUAUCGUUACGCUAGGUUCAUCGUCCACAUUAUCACCCACCACCACCCUUGUGAGUGAUGGAUUACCACCGCCGCCGUAUGGAGGCAGUCAUGUGUACCCCCCAACAGCCCCGCCUACUCCCAGUAAUCCAUCCCAACCUCCUCCGCCAUACACAACUCUUCCCCUCCCAACAACAACAACAAUCAAAUCCCGUCGACCCAAAAAUGACACCAAAACGGUGAUAUCAGCCAUUUUGCUGUUUACACUCCAUCUGGCGGUCUUGUUGGCGUUUAGUGGGUUUAUCGGUUACCAAUUCCUGAGAAGGGUCGUGUACCACGGCAGGCCACCCUAUUCUAUGGUUGUCCUGACUGGGUUUGUCCUCUUCUCCUUGAUGGGUCUCUUGUUCCUUGCUUUCCUUUUCACGAUGGUUGCGACAGGGUGUCUAAAGUACGAGUGGUGGGAUUGGGCUUUAUAUGGCAAGAUACAGCGCGAGGACGACGUUGAGAAUGAAGAUUCUGAUGACGACUCUCAACGUGGAGAUGCUGGCUGUGGACCUUGUUGCCCAUGCACACAAGGGCCAGGUGCACUAUGGUUUAGAGACGCCGGGAUGGCUGGUGGAGGCGAUGCAUGUGCGGCUUGUCUGUGUGGAAUUGUUCUACUGGCAGUUGUUGCGGCUUUUGUAGGGGCCAUUUGGGUCGUAGGGUUUUCUUAUGUUGUUUUAUGGCGGGUUUGUUGGAAGAUUGUUAGCUAGCAGGUGAUUGCUGGUUGUACAUAAUGAUAGAGCUGUCUGUUGUUCUUGGACUUGCAGUUACUUGAAACCCCUUACAGAGUAUUUUUCAC